Debaryomyces tyrocola is the source of this 4317-nucleotide messenger RNA. The record is from the annotation of a GenBank genome assembly. Lineage: Eukaryota; Fungi; Ascomycota; Pichiomycetes; Serinales; Debaryomycetaceae.
AUGUAUAAUCCAUAUCAACAACAGCAGGCUGCUUAUAAUCCUCAGCAACAACAAACCGGUUUUGCUGGAGGAUUUAAUCAGCAACAGCAGUAUGUACAGCCUCAGCAAACAGGAUAUUACAAUCCAAAUCAAGCCCCCUCAUUGCCAAACCAAGCAACAGGGUUUUAUCAACCUCAACAACAGGGAAUGUUUAAUGCAUCGUCAUUUCAAAACCAGCCUAUUGGAUUUGCGCAACAACCUCUGAUUCAACCACAGCAGACUGGUUAUAUUCAAACACAACCUACUGGGUUCCAACAACCGGGGACGGACUCGGCGCCUACGGUGACGGAAAACAGUGAAUUGAAGAUCCCAAGUAUGAGAUUAUCGUUUAUUACUGCCUCAGAUCAAAGCAAGUUCGAACAUUUAUUUAGAACUGCAGUUCCUAAGGGAGAACAAGCUAUUAGCGGUGAUUCGGCACGAGACAUUUUAUUGAGGUCUGGCUUGCAGCCUAUAACCUUAGCUGAAAUUUGGUCGUUGGCGGACACUAAUAAGUCGGGUUCUUUGUUAUUUCCGGAAUUUGCGUUAGCUUUGCAUUUAUGUAACUUGUCAUUGAAAGGGGAUCCUUUGCCUACUAUGUUACCAGAAAAAUGGCUGAAUGAAGUCAAAAGUUUUGUUGAUGCCAUAAGCUUUAGUGUACCUGAAAAUCCAGCGAAGAUCUUGUCGAAUACACCGUUUGCUAGUUUUGGAGCAAGUAACAAUACGACUAAUAACGAUUGGAUGGCUCCACAGGCCACUGGAUUCAAUAACUCUGGUGCGGUUCCCUCCACAUCAUUCCAGGCUCAACCAACAGGAUUCGGUGCGCCCCAGGAAAUUAUGGCUCAAAGAACUGGUAAUCUCCCUCCUCAACCUCAAGCAACUGGUUUUGGAAGUAACAAUGCGGCAUCCUUAUUGCCUCAAAGAACUGGGGGAGGUACGUUGAUUCCAUUGCAACCUCAACAAACUUCUAGUUUAAUUCCUGCGCAGAAAACUGGACCUUUGCAACCUCAAACUACAGGAUUUCAAACUCAGAAUCCUCAGCAAACUGGCCCCGGUGCUUUACAACCCCAAUCAACAGGAUUUACACAAAGAAUGAAUAAUGGUCCUUUACAAGCACAAACAACUGGAUUUCAACAACAAACCACAGGGUUCCAACCGCAAACUACUGGGUUCCAACCACAAUCGACUGGAUUCCAACCACAAUUGACUGGAUUCCAACCUCAACAGACUGGCCCUCUACAGGCACAACCAACAGGCAAGCCCGGUCAGUGGGGUUUUGUUUCAACGCCGACAGGGGGAAUCCCAGGGAUGAAUGCUAUGGAACAACACUUUUUACCCUCUUCUCAAUUACCUACUAAUAACUUGCAAAAUGCUAUGGGUGGUUCAUUGAAGACGAAUGUGACUUGGGCAAUCACGAAACAAGAAAAGCAAAUUUAUGACGGCGUUUUUUCUGCAUGGGAUAGUAGAAACAAAGGAUUUAUUGAUGGAGAAGUUGCAAUCAAUAUAUUCGGAAAGUCUGGAUUGGCUAGACCAGAUUUGGAGUCUAUCUGGAACCUUGCGGAUACUAAUAAUCGAGGAAAAUUAAACAAAGAUGAAUUUGCAGUUGCAAUGCAUCUUGUUUAUAGAAGAUUAAAUGGCUUUGAUCUACCAUUGAGAUUACCUCCAGAAUUGGUGCCUCCUUCAACAAAGUAUAUCCAAGAUUCUAUGGAUACUUUGAAAAAUUCUUUGAAAAGUGGUUCUGCCAAAUCUUCACCUCCAGUGAAACCUGGUAAGACAGAUGGAAAAAGAUAUAAGAAUGACGACUCCAAUUUUGGGUAUGUUUCUAAUGUUCGUCACAGAAGAAAAAAUGUGUCUAAUAAUGAUUCAUCAAACGGCGAUCAAAAGCCUUCCCACAGUAGUGAUUUAACAAUAGCGGACUUGAAAAAAUUAGUUCGUGAGAAGAAGAUUUUAUUAGACGCAGUGGAUGCGGAAGAUCAAGAUUCGGCUAUAUCAAACAGACAAAUGGAAUCAAGAAAUUAUCAAGAGAUAGAUUCAUUGAAGCAACAAAUUAGAAAAAUCCAAUCUCAAUUAAACGAUAAGGUUUCUUCUGGUGGAUCCAUUGGAGAAAGGAAACAAUUGAUGGAUAAAUUGAAUUACUUAACUCGUGAUAAAGUCCCAGGUUUAAUUUCUAAAAUUCACCAAGUUAAUAAAGAUAUAGCCACAAGUAAAGUUGAACUCUUUAAAUUGAAGUUAUCGAAGGAAAAUCCAGACUGGCAGCCUGAAAAUGCUGAAGCAGGAAUUGUCGGUACUGGUAUCAAUGGCGAAGUUACAGAUGCAGAUAGACAGAAAUUUAAAUCCAAGCAAUUAUUAAAACAAAGAAUGGCUGCUUUGACUGGUAAGUCGCAUGGAAGUGGUAACGAACUAGAUGUAAAGUUGCAACAGGAAAUGAAGAAAACAAGAUCAGAAGGAGAAAACCAGUCUGGAAUGAUAAAUGAUAUUGAAGCUAGUAUUAAAGAUUUGGAAGAUGGAUGUGCUGCUAAUUUGCAAGUUACUAACAAGGAAGAAGUAGGCACAGAUAAAUGGGAAAAUGGAAAUAAUUUGAAUGAAGAAGUUGCAAAAUUCGUAAGAGAAUUGAAUUCUUCCAAACCAAGCCUACAAUCUAAUUCGCAAGUAACUUCUACUCUUAGCCAGGGACAAUCCCAAACUCAACCUCAAUCUAAAAAUGUUGAGGAGGGUAUUGUUUCACCGCAAGUAACUGGUGCCAGUGAUAGUUCUACCGCUAGUCAUGAGUAUAGAACUCCUGAAGAGAGAUCGGCUUAUAUUAAAGCACAAGCUGAGAAGAGAAUGAAUGAAAGGUUGGCUAAAUUAGGUCUCACAAGGCACAAGACGUCAGGUUCCAGUUCCACAAUCGAGCAACAAACACAGAACAAGACGACAUCGCUAAAUGCCAAGUCUGAAACUUCUAACAAUGCCGAAAGAAAGCUUGAACAGCAACCAGAACAUCAACAACAGCCUCCACCACAACAACAGCAAUCACACCAAGAAGCUCAAUUACAAGAUAAAGGUACAAAUGAACGUGAUUCUUCAAGGCAAAUAGAUCAAAAACCUACCCAAAUAAUGGAUAAUGAGUCUGAUGAUGAUAAUGAGGAGUAUGAAGCUUUGAUGAAAAAGAAAGAAGAGAUGGAAGCUCGUGAACGCGAGCGUAAAUUGAAGAAGAAACAAGAAAAAGAGGCAAGAUUAGAGAAAUUAAAAAUGGAAAUGGAAGAAUUGAAGAAGAAGGAAGAAGCGGGCGAUUCUAGUGAUGAUGAAGAGCCAAUAACAGAAGUUGCUUCAUAUGGCCCAAGUAGGUCUGUUUCACAGAAUAAUACUGCGAAGUCUAUUGAACAACCAAUUGUCGAGGAGAAGACAGAUGAAGAACACAUCGCUGCUCCUGUUGUACAAGCUGAAAAUUCUGUACCAAAAACACAUGAUAAUAACCCUUUCGCAAGAAUUCAGAAUAAUAGUAGUACUUCGGGCAGCAAUAAUGGGUCUAAGGACAACCUUUUUUUUAAACCCGAGAAAGAAGUUAAGUUAGAUCCAAAGAAAGCAGCUGCUCAGAGAGCAUCACAAAGAGGAUUAGGUGACAUUAAUGAUUGGAGUGAUGAAGAAGAGCAUUCAAGUGAAGAUGAAGGACCUAAUAGGGCAGGAGCUGCUCAAUUAGCAAGUUUGUUAUUCGGAGGUAUGUCCCAACCAGUACCAAAAUCUAGUACUGUCACGCCUAAUCAAGAAUUUCACGAUGCUGAAGAUAUUCCUCACUUUGAUUCACAAGAAUCCAAUGAAACUAAUUACCAAGAAUAUACAAAUCAAUCUAACAAUAUCAUUCAGGAAAAUCCUGACGCAGUUGACUCGACACCUGAAGCCCAAGUAAAGUCAAUUCCAAUGGAAGCACCACCUUCACCAGAUGACUUUAUCUCGCCUCCUUCACCACCUGCUAAUAUCCCACCGUUGCCAAAUACAUCGGCACCACCUCCACCACCUCCACCUCCACCUCCUCCUAUGGAUGCACCACCAAUGCCAAGCUCUUCGGCGCCACCACCUCCUCCACCUCCUCCAGGAGCAGCUCCUCCUUUGCCUAAUGCAUCGGUACCUCCACCUCCUCCAGGUGCGCCUCCAUUACCAAGUGAUUCAUCGUCAUCAUCAGCUCCCAAACAAGCACCUCCAAUAGGAGGUAAUGUUGAUAUUGGUGCUUUGUUAGGACAGAUAAAGACUGGAUCAAGCUUAAAGAAGGUUGAUGAAAACGAAAAGCAUAUUGCAGAUGGAGCUGUUGUUGGUAGAGUAUUAUGA